Molecule: messenger RNA, 1422 nt
Organism: Monosiga brevicollis MX1
Lineage: Eukaryota; Choanoflagellata; Craspedida; Salpingoecidae
Exons: 1
Coding region: 5-1318 (437 amino acids)
Source: RefSeq, a predicted model, not a curated record
CGAGAUGGAACGAGCUCGUCGCUACUGCCGGGGAUGGGGAGCAGUAAGACUGUCCAUGUGCUUGGCGCUGGGUGUCUUGGCGACCUGCAUGGAGGUGGAUGAGCCGUCGAUCAACGUGGGGGAGGAUGGUACCCUCUACAUCAACGCGACUGACCGCGUCGUCAUCAAUGGGGUGGACAUGGUUGCGCAGUCGGCCAUUGUGCGGUCGCUCGUGCGCCUGCACCCUGAGCUGUACCUGCCGGAGUUUGGUCGACAGGUGAUUACGACGGCCGUUCAGCGCGUGAGCUCGUUGUUUGCCGCAGAUCUCGACGAGGAUGGUGACUUGGAUGUGCUCAGCGCGAGCUACGAUGAUGACAAAGUCGCCUGGUACCGCAAUGAGGGCCAGGGCUCCUUCUCCGCUCAGCUCAUCAUUUCCAACGAAACCAGGGGGGCACGCUCCGUGGUCACGGCCGACUUUGAUGGUGACGGCAUUGCUGAUGUUCUGAGCGCUAGUUUCAAGGACGAUAGCAUCAUUUGGUUCCACAACCAUGGCAACGGCUCUUUUUCCGCGCCAAUUGUCCUUGCGUCUGAUGCAUUUGGCGCGUUUGGAAUUCACGCAGCCGACCUCAACAGCGACGGCCAUGUUGACGUGAUAAGUGCCAGUGUUCAAGACCACGUGGUUGCGUGGUAUCAGAAUUACGGCAACGGCACCUUUUCAAGCCGACGUGUCCUCAGCAACCAAGCCAAUGAGGCGCGUUUUGUUUUUGCUGCCGACCUGGACAACGAUCUCAGACUGGACGUCCUGAGUGCCAGCUAUAGUGAUAACAAAAUUGCGUGGUACCGGAACCGCGGCAACGGCACCUUCUCUGCUCAAAUCAUCAUUAGCACGGAAUGCCUCGGUGCGACUGCAGUCCAUGCAGCUGAUCUUGACGCUGACGGUAAUUUGGAUGUCUUGUGUGCCUGCUUCAGCGGCCACGAGCUGGCUUGGUAUCGAAACCUUGGAAACAGCUCGUUUUCUGCGGCAAAUCCCAUCGAUAUGGCAGCAACCGGUGCCUCCACAAUACUUGCCGCAGACGUGGACAAGGAUGGCCGACUCGACGUGCUCGGCGCCAGCUAUAUCAACCAAAGCAUUACAUGGUACCGCAACAUGAGGGAUGGCUCAUUUUCCCCUCGAAUAAUCAUCGCCACAACAACAGACGCGCUGACCACCAUCUUUGCAGCUGACCUUGACCAAGACGGGGACGUGGAUGUUCUCAGCGGCACCGCUGGCCUAACGCACAGCAAAAUUGCCUGGUAUCCCACCGACACCUCCCUGAUCGACCUCCUCCGGCACUAUUGACAUGUUCAUGUCCCGAAGCGAAAGAACCAAUCCAUCUGGUAGACGUGCGUGUCUGUCCAAUAACAUGAUGAUGGUGAGAUGAAAAUUUAAACAACAUCACAUCA